CUUCCCACUGACAAGACCAAACUUCUUCAUUCACACAACUCCUUGCAUAUCCAUUCUUCGUUCCUGAAACUUCUGCUUAUUCUUGAAAAUAUCAACAUGACCUCCGAAACGUCUCAGAGCUUCUUCAACUUGCCGUCCGUCGGACGAACAUCGGACUUUGGCCAUAAGAAGCAUUUUGGGCCCUCCGUCAAGACCACGGUAACUACUAACUGGUCUACCUUUGAGGACCAACCCAUGUCGUCCGGGGCUUUGAUCGAUGUCUUUGCGGACAGAAUUCCCGUGGUUCGCGUGAAGAACUUUCUUACAUCGGAUGAAUGUACGCGCAUGCUGGAAGUGAUUCGAACCCAUCAACUGGGUGCCUAUGAUACUGAGAACACCUGGCCACGGGUUGGGGUCUCUGGAAUCACCCAGUAUGACCAUAUUAAAGACAAGACUCAGUAUUUUGACAGAGUGACUGAGGCCCGCACGCUGCAGGAUCGCUGGAAAAAGGAAGCAGACAUCGACAUCUUGGAGCGAGUUAUGGACAAGUUACGGUCCGUGACAGACAUGGAUGUACGUGUGGCCAGCGAAGACGAUAAAGAAUACUUCGCCGGGAUCCUUCGAGCAAUGGACAGAGGCAUUGGCGUCCACGCAGACUAUGCACCUUACGAAGCUGCAGGCUGGAAAAUCGGCGACUGUGUUGCUCAGGUCACUUGGAACAUCCUUCUCAACACGGUCCCUGGUGGAGACACCAUCAUCUACGACCGCCAGUGGCAAGCCCCCGACGAUGAUAUUGCGUGGCGCAAGAAAUUUCCUAGGGAUUCAUACCACCCUCAAAUGCUUCAGGGGCACCCGUUCAAGGCCAUGGAAGCAGUGGCCGGCGACCUGACCUUAUUCAACCCGAGGAACUUCCAUGAGGUGAAGGCAUGCGAUGUCUCUCGAGACCACCCAGUGCAUGACAUUCGUUUCACUGUCAGCUCGUUCAUUGGAUUUUUGCCAGGUGACGCAACACGCCCUGAUUCGCUAGUCCUCUGGUCGUAGAUAUAACACUGAAAUAAGCUUUGAGCGCUAGUCAGCCGCUAUGCUAAGCUAUCACCGGAUAAAUAGUAAGCGCGCUGGAGUUUCAGAGCGAUGCAACCCUCUGGUCAAGAUGGCCAGGGGUGGGCUCUCGUUAAAGGUGACUUACGCUUGGCCCGGCCGGGCCGGUGCGCGAGGUGGGGCCCCGGCGGGAAACAGGGGGGGCUGAUAUAGUACGCUCCAUAAGCUCGAGUCAUUCA
Molecule: messenger RNA, 1256 nt
Organism: Colletotrichum navitas
Lineage: Eukaryota; Fungi; Ascomycota; Sordariomycetes; Glomerellales; Glomerellaceae
Exons: 5
Coding region: 97-1020 (307 amino acids)
Source: RefSeq, a predicted model, not a curated record